AUGCCAGACGAUAUGUCUAUGAUUCCGUAUAAUGGGGGCAACCUCGAUGUUGUGUUCCGGCAUAAUGACUCAGUGGUCGUGUUCGACCAUGAUUCCCGGCAGCUUGCCCUACGAAACACCGCAGACGAGCAUAAUGGAGAGUUCGAGCUCGCAAACUGCCCUCUCUGUCACCGUCCAAUGCGCGACAGCAGCCGAGGAAGGCACCGUGGGAGCACAGACCCAGAAGCGGAAUUUAUCAAUCCCAACUACUUUCGCAUGCUCAACAACAGCUUGCCAAGCUCUACAGCCUCCUCUAGACCCCAAUCUCCACGUCGCCGCCUCGUACAGCCUGCCCUCCCUGGCGGUCCAACCAGCGAACCUGCUUCUGGGUCUGCCCCACCCCAAGGCCAAGGGAUAUCCUCGGCUGCUUUCAGUCCUGACUAUUUCAAACGAUUUUUUGUGGAGGAGAAGGUUCUUGGGAAAGGCGGGAAGGGAGUUGUUUUGCUUGUGAAACAUAUGCUGGAUGGAGUCUCUCUUGGACAUUUUGCCUGCAAGCGAGUGCCCGUGGGUGACGACCAUGAGUGGCUAGAGAAGGUGUUGGGCGAAGUACAGUUGUUGCAACACCUUUCCCAUCAGAAUCUUGUCUCCUAUCGUCACGUCUGGCUCGAAAAUGCCAGGAUCAGUACCUUCGGCCCUAGCGUACCAUGCGCAUUCAUCAUACAGCAAUAUUGCAAUGCGGGUGAUUUACACAACUACAUCUGUGGAUCUGUUCAAGCAUCAACUACUGCACAACAGCUCAAGGAGCGACUUCGGAGGAAGUCAAAGGGGGAACCAGACCUCCAAGCAAACAGUGGAGGGCCUCGCACACUACAGCUGGACGAGAUCUACUCUUUUUUCAGGGAUAUCACAGCCGGGUUGCGCCAUUUGCACGUGAAUGGCUACAUUCAUCGUGACCUGAAACCGAACAACUGUCUUCUUCAUGAGACAAGCGAUGGCAUUCGAGUACUGGUUAGUGACUUUGGAGAAGUGCAAUCGCAAAAUGCAAUGCGCAAGUCCACUGGCGCAACGGGAACAGUCUCUUACUGCGCACCCGAAGUUCUUCGACAAGAAUCCCCGGAUGGGCCAUUUGGGAACUUCACUUUCAAAUCCGACAUCUUCUCCUUGGGAAUGAUCCUAUACUUCUUGUGCUUCGCGGAACUUCCAUAUCGCAGUGCCGACAUCAUUAAUGAGGAUAACGAAGACCUAGAUCAACUUCGCGAAGAAAUUACACAUUGGACGGGGUUCGACAAUGCAAGAAGGAGAAGACCCGAUCUGCCUGCAAAGCUCUACUCAUUCCUGGAUAAAUUGCUCUCUGUGGAUCCGGAUCGGCGUCCCACGGCAGAUGAGGUGUUAAACGGCAUCCAAGCUGCGAAUAAUGCCAGUGAGAAUUUUCGGUUCAAGCGAGCCAACUCAGCCAGCCCCGAUUUGCCUGUGGCACCGCGGAUUCAUCCAGUCGAUAGCCCCGCACCAGAACAUUCCAUAGACAGGGCACUCUCGCCCGUCAAAAAAAAGAUCCCUCGAAACCCCCUGGCAAUCAGGCGGGAUUCAAAGUUCGAUUCAAGUUCCGGGUCCAGUACCAAUCCAGCAUCAGAGACGGUUCUGGACGGUCGGCCAUCUCUGAGCCCAGACAAGGACCUAGUCAUGCGGCAACGAUAUUCCACCUCGCCCCCUAUGUCUCCCACAGGACCACCGCCCCAGAAUGAAGAAUCUAUUAACUCGCCAGCCCAAGCCAAUCUUCGUCAGCAGCAACAACUCCUUCCACCACCGCCCAGCCGAUUUCCAUUUAUAAAUCACCUGAGCUCUUGGAGUAUCUCUCCAGGCCUGCAAGUCUCGCUGUUCCUGGUGAAGGUAGUCAGCGUCCUUCAUCCCUGCUCGCCUCUAGCCGUCCGCCCUUGGUUCCUUUAUCCUCUAAUUUUGCUGGCAGCCAUCACACUGGGAGUACAUGAUCUGCGUAUGCAGGCCCUAGCAACCAUCGUGCAUGUGAUUCUCGUUGGGCUGAGUAUGAAGCUGGGGAUUCUUUGUGCGUGGAAUGGAGAAUUCUCUAUGGGCGUGUGA
This is a messenger RNA of Penicillium canariense, 2073 nucleotides long. Its product is annotated as protein kinase IKS1. The record is from RefSeq and is a predicted model, not a curated record. Gene Ontology annotation, molecular function: ATP binding; protein kinase activity. Gene Ontology annotation, biological process: protein phosphorylation. The coding region runs from base 1 to 2073 and encodes 690 amino acids. NCBI's taxonomy places the organism in Eukaryota, Fungi, Ascomycota, Eurotiomycetes, Eurotiales, Aspergillaceae. The transcript is spliced from 2 exons.